Fusarium musae is the source of this 1230-nucleotide messenger RNA. RefSeq lists its product as uncharacterized. The record is from RefSeq and is a predicted model, not a curated record. Bases 1 to 1230 code for a protein of 409 amino acids. Gene Ontology annotation, molecular function: transmembrane transporter activity. Gene Ontology annotation, cellular component: membrane. Lineage: Eukaryota; Fungi; Ascomycota; Sordariomycetes; Hypocreales; Nectriaceae. Gene Ontology annotation, biological process: transmembrane transport. The transcript has a single exon.
AUGUCGGCUACUCAACCCAUCGCCGUCAACACCCCCGAGAACCCCUCCUCUGAGGGCGACUCCAAGGGCCCAACUGCCAACGCUACCCAGGCCUCCAUCGCCACGAACGAAGAUGCCGCCGUUAGCCAGGGUAUUCACACCCUCGAGGUCAAGUCUGUUCAUUGGUACAGCUACCUGACCACUCUCGACUUCUGGAUUGUCCUCGCGCUGGGCCAAGUUCUUGCGCUGUGCAUCACGGCCACCAACACCUUCACCAGCUUCCUCGCCAAUGCGGGUACCAACAUUCCCGCGUUCCAGACCGUCUUCAAUUACAUCUUGAUGUUCCUCAUCUACACGCCUAUUUUUCUGUGGAAGGAUGGUAUCAAGGGCUGGUGGCGUAUUGGAGUGAAGGAUGGGUGGAAGUACCUCAUCAUGGCGUUCUUGGACGUCGAGGGAAACUACUUUACUGUUCUGGCCUACCGAUACACGAACGUCUUGUCAGCGCAGCUCAUUAACUUUUGGGCUAUUGUCUGCGUUGUUGUCAUUUCGUUCUUCCUGCUCAAGGUUCGGUACAGAAUCUUUCAGAUCAUUGGUAUUGUAGUCUGCUGUGGUGGUAUGGGUAUUCUCAUUGCCAGUGACCACAUCAGCGGUACCAAUGGCGGCAGUGGUCUCGAUAUGGUCAAGGGUGAUUUGUUCGCUCUGCUCGGUGCUACUCUCUACGGUACUACUAACGUAUUCGAGGAGUGGCUCGUGUCCAGGGCUCAUUUGUACCACGUCCUGUCUUUCCUGGGCCUGUUUGGUAUGUGUAUCAACGGUGUCCAGGCUGCCAUCUUUGACCGAAACUCUUUCGAUAACGCAACCUGGAACGGUAAGGUUAUCGGUUGGAUCAUCGGUUACACUCUGUGCUUGAACAUCUUCUACAUCCUUGUACCCGUCAUGCUCCGCAUGGGAAGUGCGGCUUUCCUCAACAUCUCCUUGUUGACUGCCAACUUUUGGGGUGUCAUCAUUGGUAUUCGGGUCUUUGGCUACAAGAUUCACUUCCUGUACCCCAUUGCCUUUGUUCUUAUCAUCAUUGGUCAGCUCGUGUACUUUGUUACUGGUAGCAUGCUCAGUGAUUCCAAGAAGCCUUGGCUGGGUGAUAACCAAGAGGAUGGUGUUUUAGGUUUCGGAACUGCCAAGCUCAAGGCUCUCAACGCUGCGCGUAAGGCUCAGAUUGAGGCUGAGGCUGGACAGCGAGAUACCUACCACUAA